CCCUUCCCUCUCAGAGAUGGGGAUGCACGAAACGAUAUUUCAGUUAAUAGUCUUCAAAUCACACUGCCCAAAAUACUGAAUGUUCCCCACGCGUAAUGAAUAGACUGAACGUGAUUUCUGGAAAGGUUUGCACCUCUAGAGGCGGAAAGCAGGUAGCAGACUUGCGGGAUGAUUUUGCAUGAGUGAUGAGAGAGGAUAUCCCACCCCCUUCCUUGCCCAGCUGCAGCACAACAGCCCUGCAGUGUUGCCCGUGGGUCUCAUUCUCCGGGUCUCAUUCUCCGUGGGUCUCAUUCUGCUUUCAGCUCAGAUGCAGAGGGACCUGGGAUGCACCAAAGCAAUUACUUUAAAAAACAAACAAACCCCUAGCCAUCCUCCCCCACCCACUCGCUGAGCUGGAGGGAUUUUUUUAGAGGGGUUUCAAGGGAGCCAAUUCUUAUCCCAUGACACCUCCUGCCACUAGGCAGACUUUGGCCUCUUCUCCAUCCCAGCCUUUCCUUGGGAUCCAGCAGCCUCUAUUUUGGGGAAGGGGGAGAGCCAAGGUAACCCCCCCCCCAGUGACCACCCCCGUCUCCCUUGUGGUUGGUCUGGGUAUAUGUGGGCUCCUUGGGGCAGAGUCCUUGGCACAGAGGAGGGGGCAGCCCUUUCAGGGCAGGCGCAGAAGCAGGAAUUCUGCACGAAGGGAGAGGAAGGGGGGAUUUGGUGCCCUCGGCUUGCCAAGGGUUAAAAGGAGCAGAGCUGGAUUCCUAGAGAGGACAGGAAGUGAAGGUGGAACAAAGGUCCUCCCUGGCCAAAUUCCCUCCCUCCCUUCCGGCUGCUUUCUUCUCUCUCCUCGGACCCUGCAGUUUGUUUUGGCUCCUCAACUCCUCAGGAAGGAUGAAAGAGACGGAUCCUGCAAAGCUAGCGAGGAUGGAAGGGGGAAGAUGGACGGUUGACCUGGUCAGGUUGUCUCCUGCAUCGCUUCCCACAACCUCUGAGCUUUCCCUCCCAGGGACCUCCGAGAGAUCUGGACCCUGCAGCUUGUUUUGGCUCCUCGACUCCUCAGGAAGGAUGAAAGAGACGGAUCCUGCCAAGCUAGCGAGGAUGGAAGGGGGAAGAUGGACAUUUGAUCUGAUCAGGUUGUCUCCUGCAUCCCUCCCCACAACCUCUGAGCGUUCCCUCCCAGGGACCUCUGAGAGAUCUGGACCCUGCAGUUUGUUUUGGCUCCUCAACUCCUCAGGAAGGAUGAAAGAGACGGAUCCUGCAAAGCUAGCGAGGAUGGAAGGGGGAAGAUGGACGGUUGACCUGGUCAGGUUGUCUCCUGCAUCGCUUCCCACAACCUCUGAGCUUUCCCUCCCAGGGACCUCCGAGAGAUCAGAUGGUGAAGAAUUGGAAGGGAGAAACAAGGGGGACCACAACAGAAUCCACAUAGCAGAGAAGUCGUAUAAAUAUUCAGAGUGUGGAGAGAACAUCCGUCAGAGCUCCCAGUCCACCUACCGUCAAAGAAAGAGCUUCGUAGAGAGGGAUAGCCUCACUUCACACGGAAGAACAAAGAGUAGGGAGAAAUUGUAUCAGUGCUGGGAAUGUGGAAAGGGCUUCAGUCAAAUUAGCCAUCUCACUUCCCAUCAAAGAGUUCAUACAGGGGAGAAACCCUAUCAAUGCUUCGAAUGUGGAAAGAGCUUUACUCUAAGUGGUGAUCUCACUUCCCAUCAAAGAGUUCAUUCAGGGGAGAAACCCUAUCAGUGCUUUGAAUGUGGAAAGAGCUUCAGUCACAGUAAUAGUCUCACUUCCCAUCAAAGAAUUCAUACAGGGGAGAAACAUUAUCAGUGCUUGGAAUGUGGAAAGAGCUUCAGGCAAAGUAGCAAUCUCACUUCCCAUCAACGAAUUCAUACAGGGGAGAAACCCUAUCAGUGCUUAGAAUGCAGAAAGAGCUUUAAUCGGAAGGAUAGUCUCAUUUCCCAUCAAAGAAUUCAUACAGGAGAGAAACCCUAUCAGUGCUUCGAAUGUGGGAAGAGCUUUAGACUCAGGCAUAGUCUCACUUCCCAUCAACGAAUUCAUACAAAUGAGAAACACUAUCAGUGCUUAGAGUGCAGAAAGAGCUUUAAUCGGAAGGAUAAUCUCAUUUCCCAUCAAAGAAUUCAUACAGGAGAGAAACCCUAUCAGUGCUUCGAAUGUGGGAAGAGCUUUAGACUCAGGCAUAGUCUCACUUCCCAUCAAAGAAUUCAUACAGGGGAGAAGCCAUAUCAGUGCUUGGAAUGUGGAAAGAGCUUCAGUCAGCGGAUCCAUCUCACUUCCCAUCACAGAAUUCAUAGACGGGAGAAACCCUAUCAGUGCUUUGAAUGUGGGAAGUGCUUCAGUCACAGUAAUACUCUCACUUCCCAUCACAGAAUUCAUACAGGGGAGAAACAUUAUCAGUGCUUGGAAUGUGGAAAGAGCUUCAGGCAAAGUAGCAAUCUCACUUCCCAUCAACGAAUUCAUACAGGGGAGAAACCCUAUCAGUGCUUAGAAUGCGGAAAGAGCUUUAAUCGGAAGGAUAGUCUCAUUUCCCAUCAAAGAAUUCAUACAGGAGAGAAACCCUAUCAGUGCUUCGAAUGUGGGAAGAGCUUUAGACUCAGGCAUAGUCUCACUUCCCAUCAACGAAUUCAUACAAAUGAGAAACACUAUCAGUGCUUAGAGUGCAGAAAGAGCUUUAAUCGGAAGGAUAAUCUCAUUUCCCAUCAAAGAAUUCAUACAGGAGAGAAACCCUAUCAGUGCUUCGAAUGUGGGAAGAGCUUUAGACUCAGGCAUAGUCUCACUUCCCAUCAAAGAAUUCAUACAGGGGAGAAGCCAUAUCAGUGCUUGGAAUGUGGAAAGAGCUUCAGUCAGCGGAUCCAUCUCACUUCCCAUCACAGAAUUCAUAGAGGGGAGAAACCCUAUAAGUGCUUGGAAUGUGGAAAGAGCUUCAGUCAGCGGAUCCAUCUCACUUCCCAUCAACAAAUUCAUACAGGGGAGAAACCCUAUCAAUGCCUGGAAUGUGGAAAGAACUUCAAUCGGAAGGAUACUCUCAUUUCCCAUCAAAUAAUUCAUAGAGGGGAGAAACCAUAUCAAUGCCUGGAAUGUGGAAAGAGCUUCAGUCAGAGGGUGACUCUCACUGCCCAUCAACGAAUUCAUACAGGGGAGAAACCCUAUCAGUGCUUAGAAUGCAGAAAGAGCUUUAAUCGGAAGGAUAGUCUCAUUUCCCAUCAAAGAAUUCAUACAGGAGAUAAACCCUAUCAGUGCGUGGAAUGUGGAAAGAGCUUCAGGCUCAGGCACAGUCUCACUACGCAUCAAAGAAUUCAUACAGGCGAGAAACCAUAUCUGUGCUUGGAAUGUGGAAAGAGAUUUCGUCAAAGUGGUGAUCUCACUUCCCAUCAACGAAUUCAUACAGGGGAGAAAGCAUAUCAAUGCCUGGAAUGUGGAAUGAGCUUCAAUCACGGAUUCUAUCUCACUGCCCAUCACAGAAUUCAUUCAGGGGAGAAGCCAUAUCAGUGCUUGGAAUGUGGGAAGAGCUUCACUUUCAGGCAGAGUCUCACUUUGCAUCAAAGAAUUCAUACAGGGGAGAAACCCUAUCAGUGCUUGGAAUGUGGAAAGAGCUUCCGGGAGGGGGCUAAGCUCACUUCCCAUCAAAGAAUUCAUACAGGGGAGAAACCCUAUCAGUGCUUAGAAUGUGGGAAGAGCUUCACUUCCAGGCAGAGUCUCACUUCCCAUCAAAGAAUUCAUACAGGGGAGAAACCAUAUCUGUGCUUGCAAUGUGGAAAGAGCUUCACUCACAGUAGCCAUUUCAGUUCCCAUCAAAGAAUUCAUACAGGGGAGAAACCAUAUCAUUGCAUGGAAUGUGGAAAUAGCUUCAGGUUCAGGAACAAUCUCACUACGCAUCAAAGAAUUCAUACAGGGGAGAAACCAUAUUUGUGCUUGGAAUGUGGAAAGAGAUUUCGUCAAAGUGGUGAUCUCACUUCCCAUCAACGAAUUCAUACAAAGGGAAAACCAAAAAAGGAAAAGGAAAAAGGGGAAAUUAUUAAACAACCCUUACAAAACACAAUUGUAUAAGAAAAGUGAAUGGGGGAGAAUAUUUUAAAAUACUCUUUAUCACAUUUGUAUCAUAUAUAUCAUAUCAUUUAUCAACCCAUAGAAAGGCAUUCUCCCGGUCUUCCGGGCGAUCACCCAGCCAUUAUGGUCGGGAGUGAGCUCAUCGGAAUGAACCCCGUUGCAUCAAAGGCUGGGGAUACCGCUCCAGCGCAACAGAUCCCCUUAGAAACCCCAAAUCGAGCUUUUGGGGGACCUGGACCUCCGGCAGCGUGGAUUGUGGGCUUCCGCUCCCCAGAAAGGCUCUGUUUUGAGCCCCCGAGAUUGAGGGGGUCAGAGCUGUAGCACAUCUGACAAAUUGCUUCCUUUGACAGUGCGAAGCUGCAGGACUGAGUGGCAAUAGCGGUCGAUUCUUUUGAAGGAAAAAAAAGAUAUUAAAGGAAUGUUCCGUGAGUACUUUUGACAUUUGGCUAAUUUGGCUAAUUUGAGAGAAUUUGGAUACAGAAUAGGGGUUUUAAAAUGGAAGCCAGUCCCUUUCUGCUGAUAGUAUUGGAGAGCAGAAGAUAUUACCUAAGCUGAGAAAAUAUUGGAAGAAGUUUUAAGCGUAAGAAUGUUGAACCUCCCCUUAGAAGAGGAGAUGGGGGGAUUUGUAAAUAAAUUACAAGAUUUUAGAAGGUUGAAAGGUCUUUGAGAAGCUGCUCGGUUUCUGGGAGCGUCAGACAGUGAGAAGCCAUUGUGACGUAACAAUGCGAGAAUGAAAGUGUUUUAAAUCCUGCCCUGCGGAAAGUGAAAGAGAGGCUGGUUCCCAGCCUUGUCCCUGAUUGUUUGGAUUACAAAAGUUAUCUUUGACCUUGAAAGUCUGAGUUCCCAGCUGGGAAAUGAUAUUGGAAUUUAUGGAAGGAAAAUAGACAAAGUUUACAGAGCCUUGCCACAGAGGUUAAAGCAAAUACUAAGGCUCUGCAGGAAUUUAAAAAAGAUUUUGGGACUUUAAAAAAUGAUCUGCAAGAGGUAAAAAUAGAGGUUGCAGGUUUGCAAACAAGAGUCACAGAAAUUGAAUCAGUUAAAUUAUCAGAUUUGGAAAAAUUGCAGGAGGGGACCCGAACGUCAAUCGCCUUCUUGCAAUUCAUAGAAUCAUAGAGUUGGAAGAGACAACAAGGGCCAUCCAGUCCAACCCCCUGCCAAGCAGGAAACACCAUCAAAGCAUUCCUGACAGAUGGCUGUCAAGCCUCCGCUUAAAGACCUCCAAAGAAGGAGACUCCACCACACUCCUUGGCAGCAAAUUCCACUGUUGAACAGCUCUUACUGUCAGGAAGUUCUUCCUAAUGUUUAGGUGGAAUCUUCUUUCUUGUAGCUUGAAUCCAUUGCUCCGUGUCCGCUUCUCUGGAGCAGCAGAAAACAACCUUUCACCCUCUUCUAUAUGACAUCCUUUGAUAUAUUUGAACAUGCCUAUCAUAUCACCCCUUAACCUUCUCUUCUCCAGGCUAAACAUACCCAGCUCCCUAAGCCAUUCCUCAUAAGGCAUUGUUUCCAGGCCUUUUGACCAUUUUGGUUGCCCUCUUCUGGACACGUUCCAGCUUGUCAGUAUCCUUCUUGAACUGUGGUGCCCAGAACUGGACACAGUAUUCCAGGUGAGGUCUGUGACGGAUAUAGGACUCCUUUGAGUUGUUUAUGACUCAAUUAGGAGCCACUAAUUACCGCCCGGCACGCUUUCUCUAGCGCCUCUGCUCCGUAGACCCGGGCUGGCAGUAAAACACACAGCAGAGUUCUUCUUCUUCUCACACACAGCGGAAACUUGUAUAGCCGUUGGAUAAAAAGCCUCUUAAGAACACACAGAGUCCAAGGUGUUCUAAUAACUACUGAAGUUUAUUUUAGAGAGAAAACAACAAACGACCUGGUGAGCUCGCAGACAUCUUGCGACCGUCUCCCAGGCAAAAACAAAACCAACUGAUACACACAGAAACACUUCUAGCACAUUCUGUAACAUGAUCUUCCUCAGUGGUCAGGUGCUACACAGUACACAGUUAACCCCUUCGGUUACUUGUUACUCCUCACACCCCCUCUCACCUGAACACUGGGGAUAGCGGGUAUCCAAACUUACCCCAAAACCAACCCUUCACAGAAUUCCCCAUGCCGUUGGAAACUCAAGGGUUUUGUGAACCCAUCUGCUAGGUUCUCUUGGCUUGGACAAUACCUCAACUUUACCAAGCCUACCUGUAUGCUCUGACAUACGUUUCGGAAGCGGAUGUCUAAGUGUUUGGUUCUGGCCUUGAACUGUCCAGACUCCGCCAGUCUCAAAUAUGGUUGAUUGUCGCCCCAAACAGUGAUGGGCUGGCUACAAUCACCCCAGAUUUCCUGGACCAAACAUCUGUAGUACUCCAACUCAGUGCAUGUCGCAGACAACGCACAGAAUUCGGCUUCCGUGGAAGACAUUGCUAUUAGGCUUUGCCUGCACGACCGCCAA
This is a messenger RNA of Zootoca vivipara (common lizard), 6478 nucleotides long. The record is from RefSeq and is a predicted model, not a curated record. NCBI's taxonomy places the organism in Eukaryota, Metazoa, Chordata, Lepidosauria, Squamata, Lacertidae.